AAACGUCACCCCUGACACUGCUUACCGGGACUUCUGUCUUGCUCUCAUUGGGAAGACGACCCUCACUCACCUGACCAUGGAAGGGCACAUCGAGUGGGAACGCACGAUGCUGCUGCUGAUGUGUGAUCUGUUCAGAUCUCCCAAAGGCAACCUCCAGUACCUGAGGUUUGGAGGUCACUCGGCCACCCCAGAGCAGUGGGACGAUUUCUCCUUUAUUCUCAAAGCCAACCAGUCCCUGAGGCACCUACACCUCUCAGCCAGUCUGCUCCUGGACGAGGGUGCCAAGUUGCUGUAUGAGACCGUGGGACACCCAGCAUGCUUGCUGCAGAAGCUGUCGUUGGAAAACUGUCGUCUUACAGAAGCCAGUUGCAAGGAGCUUGCUGAUGUCUUGAUUGUCAGCCAGCAUCUGACACACCUAUGCUUGGCCAAGAACCCCAUUGGGGAUAAAGGGGUGCGAUUGCUGUGUGAGGGCUUGAGUUACCCCGACUGUAAACUGCAGACCCUGGUGUUACAGCAAUGCAACAUAACCAAGCAUGGCUGCAGAGCGCUCUCGGACGUUCUCCAAGGAGUCUGCAACCUCACAGACUUGGACCUGAGCUUCAACCACAUAGGCUGUGGAUUGUGGAUUCUCUGUCGGGCGUUAGAGAAUCCAGACUGCAACCUAAAACACUUACGCCUCUGGAGCUGCUCCCUUCUGCCUUUCUAUUGUCAACAUCUUGGAUCUGCUCUCAUCAGCAAUCAGAAGCUGGAAACUCUGGACCUGGGCCAGAAUCAUUUGUGGAAAAGUGGCAUAAUUAAGCUCUUUGGGUUUCUAAAACAAGGAACUGGAUCCUUGAAGACACUCAGGUUGAAGACCUAUGACACUAGUUUGGAAGUUGAGAAGCUGUUAGAGGAAGUGAAAGAAAAGAAUCCCAAGCUGACGAUUGAUUGCAAUGCUUCCGGGGAGGCAGCACCUCCGUGCUGUGACUCUUUUUGCUGAGCAGACAGGGAUUGCCAUACGAAUUACACGAGAAGUGGGAAUCUGGUCUCUAAGAUGUCUUAUGAAUGUGGGUCAGAGGGUCACAUGUUAACUCUGUGGGACUUGACACUCCUUUUCUCACUGUUUCUGGGAGAUUCUGCAAAAGCCACGCACGCCCUGCACGUCAUGCUGUGCACUUUCUCACCGGGAUAAUAAAAAGUUGGAGCAUUCUCGUUGGAGCUGUGUUUAUUGACAUGCCCAAGAGCAAACCUGCAAUACAUACGGUGCUUUGUGCUUAGUCUAGGAAGUACUACUAAGAAGUUCAGGGAUGAUUGCUUUUGUUUUUCUUUCUUGAAAUGGAGUCUCGCUCUGUCACCAGUUGGGAGUGCAG
Messenger RNA from Sapajus apella (tufted capuchin), 1349 nucleotides. RefSeq names its product NACHT, LRR and PYD domains-containing protein 7-like. Gene Ontology annotation, molecular function: protein binding. The record is from RefSeq and is a predicted model, not a curated record. Gene Ontology annotation, biological process: negative regulation of interleukin-1 beta production; regulation of inflammatory response. Gene Ontology annotation, cellular component: cytoplasm. Lineage: Eukaryota; Metazoa; Chordata; Mammalia; Primates; Cebidae. The transcript has 6 exons. Bases 77 to 979 code for a protein of 300 amino acids.